UUCCUUCUUCCAACCGUACUAACCACUUAAAAUAUCUUCACCACCAUAACAAAUGCCCUCUAAUUCACCACUGACAAUGGAAAUAAUCUCCAUUACCUCUCCUACACCAGCAAAGAAGGGAAGGACGCCAGCCACCUCCACCUUAAUUCUACUCAUUUCUUGUGUUUUACGCCUACCCCUAGACUCUGUACGGCAGCGGGGCACCAACUUUACUCUGCGGAACCCACACAAAACACCAUGGGAGGGUCACGGCAGGAGUGAGGAUGCGCUCCCCUCGCCGCCGCAAGAUGAAGCAGUGCUCUUGCCCCUGAAUUAUUUGUUAGGGAUCCCAACACCUCCACCCUGAAGCACCUCCACGCCGGUCACAGUCAGGUGCGAGAGAGAGAGGCAGAGAGAAAAAAAGAGCUAGCCCUGUACACCAUGAGCAGCAUCUUGCCCACGAGCAACAAUUACAGUUAUCCAGCCGCUCAUUUCAGCUCUCUGUACUCAUCCUCAAUCCAGGCUGAAGACCUCCUCCUUCCCUCCCUACAUGAUAAGAGCUUCGUAUGCAAGUGCAGCAAGAUUUUCUCCAACAAGGCAGACUUCACCCGCCACGUGAGGGUCCACACUGGCGAGAAGCCCCACAAGUGUAGCGUGUGUAGCAGAGAGUUCUCCCUCAAGGGCAACCUCACCAAACAUAUGCAGCUCCACACUAACCAAAAGACUUACAAUUGCACUGAGUGCUCAAAGACCUUCCUCAAGAAGGUCUACCUGCACCAGCAUGCACGGGUCCACUCUGGCGAGAAGCCCUUCAAGUGUCCUCAGUGUGACCGGGCAUUCUCUCUCAAGGGCAACCUGGCACAGCACCUCAAGCUGCACACAGACCACAAGUCCCACCAGUGCUCAGAGUGCAACAAGCUGUUCAUGAAGAAGAGCUACCUGGACCAGCACAUGCGGACCCACACUGGGGAGCGACCCCACAAAUGUCCACAGUGCAAGCGUGCAUUCUCCUUGAAAGGCAAUCUGGUACAGCACCUCAAGCGGCACUCUGGAGAGAAGCCGCACACCUGCUAUGAGUGUGGCAAGUCCUUUGCCCUGAAAAGUGCCCUGCGGGAACACGACAAGGUGCAUGGGGAGGAAAAACCUUUCUCCUGCCUGGUGUGCAGCAAGGCGUUUCGCAAGAAAGUGUACCUGGUGCAGCACACACGCGUUCACACUGGCGAGCGUCCCUUCCCCUGCACGCACUGUGGCAAGGCCUUCUCCCAGCGCAGCAUCCUCAACCAGCACCUCAAGCGGCAUGGUGAGAAGUCCUACAAUUGCUCUCGCUGCCACAAGCUUUACCUGAAGAGCAUUUACUUGCCGGUCAAAACUGAGAAGGGCCAUGCAGAGCCUUCCUGGUGCCAGGACUGCAUGAAGGAGGAAAAUGUGGAGCAGUACAUCAAGCCUGACUACAACUUUGAAGAUGAUGAGGAGGAGGAGGAGGAGGAGGAAGAAGAGGAGGAGGAGAGCAUGAUCAGCGAGCAGUCCUUCAGCUCGUGCAGCAGUACUGAGCAUGACGAGUGCAACCACAAGGAGGAGUCCGCUUCCCUCACCAAAAAGUACACCAGCUUGAUGCCCAAGGUGAACCAUGGGGGCCACGGCUUGCAUCAUCACCACCACCACCAUCACCACCACCAUGACUCCCUCACUGAGUAUAGCAUCACCAAUCUGGCAGCCAAGGGUAGCAGGAACAGCCUGGCCGAUGUGUACCACUCCCGUUACUAUACCGGCCACAUGGGCAUCGGGGGAGAAGCCGGCCACCACAAGGCAGGAGGCAGUGUGGGCCAGGGCCUCAAUGCCUCCUUGUAGUGCCAUGAGCCGGCCACACAUCACCUGUAGUGUGGCUGGGUGGCGCUGGUGCUGCUGUGGCAUCGUGGUGGCCGAGGUUAAUGUUGGUCAAGGAGAAACAUCUUGUCAUGAAAUAAGUGAUAACUAUGUUCUCUUUUUAGGUGUAAGAAUUCAUUAUAGUACAAAUAUCCAAAUUGAUCUUUAUUUUUAUUUUAUUUAUUUAUUUUUUUUUUUUCUCUCAAUUGACUAAUUAUGAUGUGACAAAAUGCAGUUGCCAGCUUUCUCUGAGGUAGCAUCUAAAUGUUGUCAGACUAACGCUGUCUCACAAGCACGUUUUGCAACCCAGUAGUGUUGUCCGGUUCUUGUAUUCAUGUGUCAAACAUUGUCCAUUCUUCCCAGAGCUUGGUGGACGAGGAGCACUCUUGUUCCCAUCAUUGCUGCCAUUGACUUGAUGCAUCACUCAAGCACCAAAGUCUCAUCAAAUUAUCUGAAAGCCGAGUGUCAAGUAUUACCGUUCAGGAGUGCCAUGUCACCAACCGUUGUGUUAGGCGCAGUAUUACCAUUAGCACACAGGUUCACUGGAAGCUCUUGAGAUAUGGAGGCUUGCACACUUUCUCCAAAUUGGUUUAGCAAAGCAGGUCUAAACACUGGUGAAUGAAAUACCUGAUCAAUCCUGCCAAUCUCCCAGUCUUGACACGCCAGCCACAGCCUGCCAACUGAGCAGUGUCUCAUCAGUGCAGCAGUGCAAUGUACGAGUAUUCCCCUUCUCAGUGUCAGUAUCCUCAUUGUGGCAGAAGUUUGUUGGUCUCAGUUUCUCAUUGUCUGAGGCUUGCCUUCCCUCCUCUCUCUCCCCCUAUUGCAUUUCACCAUCAUGACGCAACACAAUAGUGCCCAGGAUGUCAGUUAGGAGAGACACCAUGAAAUUUUACACUUCCUUCCAGCACUAACCUUGGAUUUGUAUCAGUCAAACAUUACUGCCACUGUGUUGCUUUGAGGUGACCGCAGCACCACUCACGGGGUGCAGCAGUGGCAGCGGCAGCGGUGGUGGUGGUGCCAGCCGGCCGCUGCAGUGCUUGGCCUCUGCCGGUCAGGAGUAGUGAUACACAUUUAGUCUUAGAGCCAUAGCAGCAGAAUGUUUAGAUAUAUUUUUAAAAGUAGCCCGUCUGUGUCAUAUAUAUAUAUAUAUAUAUAUAUAUAUAUAUAUAUAUAUAUAUAUAUAUAUAUAUAUAUAUAUAUAUAUAUAUAUAUAUAUAUAUAUAUAUAGUAUAUAACACUGAAUGCCUAAUAUGCUUCAUAGUAGAACCCAAUUAAUUGUAGUUAGGAGAAGCAGCAGCAGCAGCACUGUGGAUCUCUGUAAAUCCUAAAGUUACACUUCAACUAAUCAUUUUUUUGUGCCACAUCAUAUUUCAACAUUCAUUUAUUGCUUUGUAGUGUCCAGAGCUUGUGAGGGCAUAGAGGUAAUGUUCAGUUUUGACUUCUCACAACAUAAUUAAUGUGAAAAGGAAACAUGCAGUAUGUGUGUGUGUGUGUGUGUGUGUGUGUGUGUGUGUGUGUGUGCGUGCGUGCGUGCGUAUGUGCGUGCUUGUGUGUAACGACGGUGAUGUUGAUAAUGAUCAGUAUUUUAUUUUGAAAAUUUAGCUUUAUCAUGAAAAUGUGCAUUUUAAACUUUGUGUGUGUGUGUGUGUGUGUGUGUGUGUGUGUGUGUGUGUGUGUGUGUGUGUGUGUGUGUGUGUGUGUGUGUGUGUGUAGAUGCAUACAUUAGUGGUAUGCACAAGGCAAGGCACAAUCUAUUUGCUUGCAAGGGGCAAGCUAGUUUCAAGUUAUUCAUCUGGGGUUGUUUAAUAACUUUAUUUUUUUCUGGCCAAAAAAGAGAAUAGUCAGCUCACUUCCUUGUAUAUAAUCAGGCUGUCACUUCUCACACACACACUGGUCAUUACUCUUUCUCACCUUUAUUGUAAGGCUGAAACUGUUUACAUCAUUCCCUCUUUCCUGUCCUGUUGCACACAGUGUGGUUUUCAUAGUGUAAUUCUAACUUUUUUUCCACACCAAAUUUCCAGUGUAAUGAUUAAGUGCAUACCAAAUAUUCCUUCCCUGCAGCUCCCUCCCAACACUGUUCUUGGUGUUAGUAUAGACCAGACCCUCUUGUUUCAGUGGCAGGGAUGUUGUGUGUUGCAGUGUGGGGCAUCAGAAAGGGAUAUUUAGUUGAGUGGAAGACUGAAGAGAUGAAUGAGUGAUCACUAAACAGAAAUCUUUGAUCAGGUAAUUAGAUUUGAUUUUCUGGUUUUGGAAGGAUCUGAAGUCAGUUAGGGAGUAUAGGUGCUGAGUUUGUGGAUUAAAAGUGAGAAUAAUGAAUAGAACAUAAGGAAGAAGCUGGGUGUAAGGAGGACUUGGUUGGCUUGUGGUGUGUUGUGGUGUGGGUGGAUGUGUGGAGUGCUAAAGAACAGCAUAGGGACAAAAAUGUGUUUGUACAUACACAAAGCACAGACAAGCAUGUGGCAUUCCAGCCGUUAUGAGUAUUCUAUGCAAAUACCUCACUUAAGCUAACUUCUCUGCCUUCUAUCUUAGGGUUUGAAAGUACACCUACAAUUAGGGAAUAACAUAAGAUUUAGAAGGGAUGGAUGCACAAAAAUAACUGCACAGAGAAGUAAGAUAAUAUAAAAAUAGAAUCUAAAUUGAUCUGCACCUAGCUUAUGCUUUGUAACAUUACAGCUGCCAACUAAAGAGUGAAUGAUUCAGGAGACCAAAGUAAAUCCCACCAUAAGUGAAUGCUACUUUCAUUGUAAUAUAAAGGUUGUUUGCUUGAUAGAUUAAACCAUAUACAACCGUAACCAUAAGUGAUGUCACAGAUUCCCACAAAAUUACCCAUGUAGUGAUGCAAGUAGUAAAUCAAAUGGGAAGGGAAGUAUUACAGUAUCUUAUGAAUGAAAAACAUUGAAAACUGUGACAUUCCUUCUGGCUGGAGCUGUGGAGAUAGACACCAGAGCAAUACCAUACGACACACACACACUCGCCGCCACGCCUCCCAGUGUCUGGCGUGGAAGUCAAACACUAAGCUAGGCACACAUGAUGGCAGGCUUCUCAGAGUGAGCGUGAGGGAGGCAGAGGGGAGUGUCAGCCUGUACAUCCAGAUUACAUACAGUCAACAGGGAAAGUAUAUUGUCUCAUCGAACGCAUCAGUCCUGUUCAUCACUAGUUUGUUUAGCUCUAUGACAGUUGUGGUGAGUUUCAUGUCUUUUGUUCCAGUUAUGGUAAAAGUGAGGCCAUGAAUCAAAGGCCAGAGGGGCAGAGGAGUAUUGUUACUUUCCUUGUUGACUGUACCUGUGUUGAAUGAGCUCAUCAAGUGUUGCAAUAUACCUCCUCCAUCUGUCAGCAUUAGUGCCAGAUUAGGUCAAAGUUUUGCAUAUACCGAGUCUAACACUUGUAAUGGCAUUUCUCUAAGAAAGUAAAUAUAUGGUCUUGUUAAUAAAAUGAAUAUUAUUAAU
Messenger RNA from Portunus trituberculatus (swimming crab), 5288 nucleotides. RefSeq names its product zinc finger protein 501-like. The record is from RefSeq and is a predicted model, not a curated record. The coding region runs from base 421 to 1827 and encodes 468 amino acids. NCBI's taxonomy places the organism in Eukaryota, Metazoa, Arthropoda, Malacostraca, Decapoda, Portunidae. Gene Ontology annotation, biological process: regulation of transcription by RNA polymerase II. The transcript has 2 exons. Gene Ontology annotation, molecular function: DNA-binding transcription factor activity, RNA polymerase II-specific; RNA polymerase II cis-regulatory region sequence-specific DNA binding.